This is a messenger RNA of Hyposmocoma kahamanoa, 1157 nucleotides long. RefSeq names its product NADH dehydrogenase (ubiquinone) complex I, assembly factor 6 (gene sicily). The record is from RefSeq and is a predicted model, not a curated record. Gene Ontology annotation, biological process: mitochondrial respiratory chain complex I assembly; biosynthetic process. The coding region runs from base 1 to 921 and encodes 306 amino acids. The transcript is spliced from 5 exons. NCBI's taxonomy places the organism in Eukaryota, Metazoa, Arthropoda, Insecta, Lepidoptera, Cosmopterigidae. Gene Ontology annotation, cellular component: mitochondrion.
AUGAUUACUCUAAAGAAAUCAUAUAAGGUAGUUACUAUAACAAGAUCCUUUGCACAAAAUCUUGCUUCCAGUGAAUGUGCUCUCGAUUAUUGCACAAACAUCGUAAGACAGCAUGAUUAUGAGAACUUUCUGGCAACUCUUCUUAUGACAAAAUCGAUUCGCACGCCGGCAUUAGUUAUACGAGCUUUUAACGUCGAAGUGGCGCGAGUACAGGACCAAACUAAUGACCAGUAUAAUGCCGUCUUUAGACUGCAAUUUUGGAAUGAUGCACUCCAAAGUAUAUACAAAAAAGACCAAGAUAUUAAUAAUAUACCUGCCAAUCCUACAUUAAAAGAGCUGUUUAAGAUAUGCAAGUGUUACAAUUUACCAAAGAGACAUCUUGAGAAAUUAAUAACAUCAAGGAACAGCAUAUUGAAAUCAAAAUAUUUUCAAACCUUGGAAGACAUAGAAAAAUAUUCAGAGGAAUCUGUUUCUUCCAUUUAUUAUUUACUAUUAGCUGUUGCUGAGAUCACUGACGUACAUGCCGAUCAUGCAGCAUCUCAUUUAGGCAAAGCUCAAGGUCUAGCCAAUAUUCUUCGGUCGAUACAAGUCGCAAAUCGUUAUAAAAUUGUAUCUUUGCCAAUGGACAUUUUGAUGAAGAACAAAGUCAGCCAAGAGGCAGUUCUAAGAAGCAAUGACAGUGAAGAAUUGAAGAAUGCUGUCUUUGAAAUUGCUAGUAGAGCUAAUAGUCAUUUAGAAAAGGCAAGAAGUAUACAAGUACCUAAAUUAGCUAAACAGAUAUUCUUGCCAGCAACUUCAGUAGAUGUCUAUUUAAAGAAACUGCAAAAAAGCAACUUCAGUGUUUUUGAUAAAUCAUUGCAACGUGCUAAUGCUACUCUACCACUUAUUAUGUAUUAUAAAAGGUUUGUCAACAAAUAUUAACAUAGUUACUAUUAAAAUUAUAGGCAUUGAAUAAAUACUUAUGAAAAAGUAAAUUAUUACAAAAUUAUAUUUACUGUUAUUAUUGAAAGGUUCACAGGAAUUUGAAUUCCAUCUUGCCAUUAUUUAUUAGUAUUAUUGAAAUGGCUUUGUUCAGGCCUAAAUAACCCUUCAUCUCUGUAACCAGAAUAACUGAGUAUCUCUGUACUUGGUACUUGGUGUAACGGGCUGGUGUCCGC